Alligator mississippiensis (American alligator) is the source of this 1854-nucleotide messenger RNA. It is a transcript of the gene MARS2, whose product is annotated as methionyl-tRNA synthetase 2, mitochondrial. NCBI's taxonomy places the organism in Eukaryota, Metazoa, Chordata, Crocodylia, Alligatoridae. The record is from RefSeq and is a predicted model, not a curated record. The transcript is spliced from 3 exons. Gene Ontology annotation, molecular function: ATP binding; methionine-tRNA ligase activity. Bases 49 to 1839 code for a protein of 596 amino acids. Gene Ontology annotation, biological process: methionyl-tRNA aminoacylation.
GCUGCUCUGGCCUCCAAGCUCUAUGGUGGGGCCUGCGCGCUCCGGACCAUGCUGCUGCUGCCGCCGCGCCGCCUCUUCCUUCGCCCGCUGCGGCGAUCGCCAGGGGCCGCUCCUCGGCGGGGCAGCGCCGGCCCCGGCCCCGGCCCCGGCCCCGGCCGCGAGCGCCCCCGGCUCGUCUCCACCCCGAUCUUCUACGUGAACGGGCCGCCGCACAUCGGGCACCUCUACUCGGCGCUGCUGGCCGACGCGCUGCACCGGCACCGCAGCCUGCGCCGCCCGGGCAGCAGCCGCCUCAGCACUGGCACGGACGAGCACGGGCUGAAGGUCCAGCAGGCGGCGGCGGAGGCCGGGGAGGCGCCCUCCGCACUGUGCGCCCGUGUGUCGGGGCAGUUCCGCGCGGCGCUGGCGCAGGCCGCCGUCUCCUUCAGCGACUUCAUCCGCACGAGCGAGCCGCGCCACAGCCGCGCAGUCCUGCACUUCUGGGAGGCGCUGCGGGCUGGCGGGUGGCUCUACAAGGGACACUACGAAGGCUGGUACUGCACCGCCAGCGAGUGCUUCGUCCCCGAGGCGCAGGUCGCCCAAAGCCCCGACGCACAGGGCUGUGCCCACAAGGUCUCCAAGGAGAGCGGCCACCAGGUACACUGGACCAAAGAAGAGAAUUAUAUGUUCAAGCUAUCUGAAUUCAGACAACCAUUGCAGAAAUGGCUCCAUGGUGACAAGAAUGCAAUUUCCCCUGAGCCUUUCUACCACAGUGUGCUGCAGUGGCUGGAAGAUGACUUGCUAGACCUCUCUGUUUCCCGUGACAGGAGUCGAUUACAGUGGGGUAUUCCGGUCCCAGAUGAUUCAACACAAACCAUUUAUGUGUGGUUAGAUGCCUUGGUAAACUACCUGACUGUAUUGGGUUAUCCUGACGCACAUAAUGCCUGGUGGCCUGCUGUGCACCACAUUGUGGGCAAGGACAUUCUCAAGUUCCAUGCCAUCUACUGGCCAGCAUUACUGAUGGCAGUGGGACUGGACCCACCAGAACGGAUAUAUGUGCACUCCCACUGGACAGUCCAUGGGCAGAAGAUGUCCAAAAGCCUAGGUAAUGUGGUGGACCCACUGGCCUGCUUCAGGCAGUAUACAAUAGAUGGUUUUAGGUACUUCCUGCUAAGGCAAGGUGUCCCUGAGCGAGACUGUGACUAUUAUGACAAAAAGGUUAUUAAGAUUGUGAAUUCAGAGCUGGCAGAUGCCCUUGGGGGGCUUCUGAAUCGCUGUACAGCUCCCAGCAUAAACCCCAGUGGGAUUUACCCACCUUUUUCAGAGUCAUAUUUUCCAAGGAGCUCUGACCAAGUUGGGGCAGAAGCCUUGGGUAGAGCUUUGAGGGAGGACUAUGAGCUGGUGACAUCAGUAACACUCCUGCCUCUCAAAGUGACAAACUAUUUUGAGAACUUUCAAAUAUACAAGGCUUUGGAAUCCAUCACUGCAUGUGUGAGGCAAACCAAUGGCUUCUUCCAGAGACACACGCCUUGGAAACUGUGCCAAAAGAACCCUGCUGAGAAGUGCUGGCUCAACACUAUCCUCCACGUCACUCUUGAAUGUCUUCGGGUUUAUGGAACUCUCUUGCAGCCAGUGAUCCCAGCCACUGCAGACAAGUUACUGUCCAGGCUGGCUAUUGCUCCUGAGGAAAGGUCUCUUAGAGAUCUGACCUUUCUGCCUCGCUAUCAUGGGAAGCCAUGUCCCUUUGAAGGAAGAGGACUUGGACCUGACACUGGCGUUUUAUUUCAGAAGUUAGAAAAGCUGAGGUGUCAGGUGGAAACCAAGAGAUCUCAGACCUCAAAAAAUAGCAGCUGUGAAUAAAACGUUCAGGAAGCA